Pristis pectinata (smalltooth sawfish) is the source of this 1669-nucleotide messenger RNA. RefSeq names its product GDNF family receptor alpha 4a (gene gfra4a). Gene Ontology annotation, cellular component: signaling receptor complex; external side of plasma membrane. Gene Ontology annotation, biological process: nervous system development. Lineage: Eukaryota; Metazoa; Chordata; Chondrichthyes; Rhinopristiformes; Pristidae. Gene Ontology annotation, molecular function: signaling receptor activity. Bases 93 to 1385 code for a protein of 430 amino acids. The transcript is spliced from 8 exons. The record is from RefSeq and is a predicted model, not a curated record.
GCAAAACCCAGCGGAUUAUAAUUUUUAUACACGAUUGGACAAGUGAUUUUUGAAUCGAUUUGAAUUUGCGAGAAGGGAGCGGUUCACACGCAAUGUUGCUGAUGGGGAUUUAUUUAGCCUUGACACUUAUUGAUGGACUGUGGAAUGUGGAGGGGGCCCACAAUGAUUGCUUACAGGCCAGUGAGACCUGCAUCAAUGACCCCAAGUGCAGCUCCAAGUACAGGACAUUCCGCCAAUGCAUGGCUGGCAGCAAUGCUGCUCCACUCGGUCCCGGGGCCAAGAACCAGUGCAUGAGCGUAGUGGUGUCGCUCCUCUCCAGCCCUCUGCACAACUGCAAGUGUAAGCGAGGCAUGAAGAAGGAGAAGAACUGCCUGGGGAUCUACUGGAGUCUCCAUCAGAGCAUGACACAAGGAGAGGAGACAGACGACAGCUCCCCCUACGAGCCCAGCAAGAGAGGGUAUGACUAUGCCAGGCUGGCCUCCAUAACAGCAGGGUCUGAUGUCGGUGUCACACGGGCCAACCGUUGCCUGGACGCAGCCAAAGCCUGCAACGUGGAUGAGUCGUGCCAAAGGCUGCGGACGGAGUACGUCUCCUCCUGCAUCAAGCGCUCCAGCAAGACGGAGACCUGCAACCACCUCAAGUGCCACAAAGUCCUCCGCAAGUUCUUCGACCGCGUCCCCGUCGAGUUCACGCACGAGCUGCUCUUCUGCCCCUGCGAGGACACGGCGUGCGCCGAGCGCAGAAGGCAAACCAUCGUCCCCUCCUGCUCCUACUAUGUCAAGGAGAAGCAGAACUGCUUGUCGCUGCUGGACUCGUGCAAAGUCAAUGUUGUUUGCAGAUCAAGGCUAGCAGAGUUCCAAACACGCUGUCAGCCUUCGACACAGUCUGUGAGUGGUUGUCUCAGGGAGAACUAUGCUGCAUGUCUGCUCUCGUACACUGGGAUUAUAGGUACUGUGAUUACCCCGAACUACAUUGACAAUUCAAGCUCGAAUGUGGCACCCUGGUGCACCUGCAGUGGGAGCGGAAACCAGAGGGAAGACUGUGAGAGCUUCCUCAAGCUCUUCACAGAUAACAUCUGCCUCAAGAAUGCAUUUCAAGCGUUUGGAAAUGGGACAGAUCUUAACACAGGCUCCAGUGUUCAUCACUCCACGUCGCAGACCUGGGUGAACAAACACAUAAACAGCACAGAACCUUCACACCAGGAGGAAAAUGUGUUUAGUCCAGCACUACCCACACAGCCGGCUGACGAGCGGUUGCUGUGGAAGGAGCCGAGCCCCAGCCGGGCGGCCUCCGAGGCCCUGGGCCUGGCCUCCGCCUUGCGCUGCGACUCCCGGCUGCUGUGGAGCCUGCUGCCGGCCGCGCUGCUCUUCCAGCUGACGAUGUGACGGCGGUAGGAGGGGAGGAGGGCCCAGGCCGCGGCACACACCACCACCCCCCACCCCACCCCACCCCUCACCACCUUCCCCCUCCCUCCCGGAACCCGCACCAUCACCGCCCGCUCCAACACUCACCCCACUCCGGGGCCAGCAGAACAUUUCACACGAAAGGUGGGGGGGGGGGGGGGGUGAGCACGACAGGUUUGUGCAGCGCCGUCCACACAACAACAACAACAAAAUAAACAACGCAGGGACACCGCGUCUCAACCGGAGGAGCAAAUCAGCCGCGCCUC